Saprolegnia diclina VS20 is the source of this 405-nucleotide messenger RNA. RefSeq lists its product as hypothetical. Bases 1 to 405 code for a protein of 134 amino acids. NCBI's taxonomy places the organism in Eukaryota, Oomycota, Saprolegniomycetes, Saprolegniales, Saprolegniaceae. The record is from RefSeq and is a predicted model, not a curated record. The transcript has 2 exons.
AUGCCUCCCAAGAAGAAGCUCGUGCGCGUUGCCAUGUGCCUCAAGGGAUGUGGCGACGUGGGGAUUACCGAGCUCGGUGAUGUGUGCUUGGACUGCCACACGCAGGCAGCCAUUCUGCGCGAUCGACCGGCACCUGAAUUCCUAACCAGCACUCCAGCAGUGGAUUCACUGCCAAUAGCACUGUCAGCCAAGCAGCAGUGGCAGGCUUUUCAGACGCUGCCGCGUGAGGCCGAGGCGCCAACCAUCGUUCAAGGCGAGAUCAACCAGUUCACACAGGAUGCCGCAGCCACCCACGCCCGUCAAUUACAGCUACAGCAAUACAUGGUCGCGUCGAGCGCUGGCGAAGAAGUCGACAAGGCCAUUUGGCGCCAAUUUCAAGCCAUCACCGACGAACCCUCGACUUAA